AGUUGCCCUCUAUAUGUCCCAUUCUACUUCACGGUGAAGUCUUUAUCCACCUAGUUCGGCAAAGUUUCCGCUUCCACAUCUGUCACGAUCAAUGGCGGUACACUGCCAGUCCUCCGCCGUUGCUCUCUUCGUCUUCCUCCUUAGCCUCACCUCACCUCAAGUCUCCGCCGACAUGGUGCUUGAAGACGGGUACACCGUCACGACGCUGAUCGACGGCCACAAACUCGGCGUCAACCCGCACUCGGUGCUUGCUCGCCCUGGAUCGUCCGAUCUUCUCGUCCUUGACUCUUCCGGUAGUGCCGUCUACACCGUACCAUUUCCCACGCCCGGAUCCCAAGUUUCAGAGAGUGUGAUUAAACGGUUAUCCGGCAACGGCGACGGAUAUUCGGAUGGGGAGUCGGGUUCGGCCCGGUUCAAGAAGCCCCGGAGCUUCGCUGUGAGUCCGAAAGGAAUCGUCUUCGUCGCCGAUAAGGGCAAUAGCGUCAUUCGAAAGAUAAGCGCGUCAGGUGUGAGCACGAUUGCGGGAGGGUACUCGCCGAAGCCUGGGCGCGAGGACGGCCCUGCUCAAAACGCAACGUUUUCGCCGGAUAUUGAGCUGGCUUUUGCUGCUGAUCAGUGCACGCUGCUCGUCUCUGAUCGCGGGAAUCAGUUGGUCCGGUUGAUUAGUCUCAAGCCGGAGGAUUGCUCUGGGACUUCUCCGUCAAGCCACAAGCUUGGUGCAGUUUGGGUCUGGAUUUUGGGUAUCGGAAUGUCGUGUGUUUUUGGAAUUGUUGUUGGGAUUGUGAUUCGGCCUUAUAUUUUCCGCAAUGACAAGCGGCUCGGCUCCAGCGCGACGUGGAAGCGCUGCCGAAUCUAUCCGGGGAAGCAAGUAGCACAGACACUUUGCUUCGCCGUCAGAAGCGCAACUGCUAGCUCAGCCCCUGUUUUGUCGCUGUUGAGGCGGCUGUAUCUGUUGGGCAUGUCCCAUCUUUCUCUUAUGUUUAGGAUUAACUACGUAGAGGAGUCCUGGGUUUCACCUAAGGAGUGUGUGUCUUUGCUUGAUUCCGAUGUUGAUAACAGUAGUAGUAUUUGUUUUGAGAUAACAGAGUCGUCCUCCUCCAAGUAUGUGGAUCAGCUUAAGGAAUUGGUGGGUUUCGAUGGAAGCCUGGAGCUGCGUAGCAUGAAGGAAGGAGACGGUAAUGAUGGGAGGAGUGGUGUGGUAUCUGGCUCCCAUGGAAGAAUAGAGGGUACGAUAGACAGUAAUAUUAUGGGAUUUGUGGGGGGAGCUAAAGAAACUCUUCUGGUGGACGGGGCUUCGGGCGGUAAUUCGGGUUUAGUUAAAAGGAGAUGAAGAGAAAAAACUUGAAGAAAGACAUGUUUCAUGUGUAUUUAGCAUACCUCCUGUUUAGAGGCUUGUGUAUAUUUUGAAUCUGUUUUUGUCAGUUAUAAAUCUGGCUUAAGGCAUGUUAGUCAUUAUCUGCAACCAAUCAUUUAGGUCCUUUGCUUCUAUUUUGAGACUCUGUUUGAUCUCCAUAAAUUUUAUGAUGCUCUGGAGUAUGGGAUAUUUCCGGUU
Molecule: messenger RNA, 1552 nt
Organism: Pyrus x bretschneideri (Chinese white pear)
Lineage: Eukaryota; Viridiplantae; Streptophyta; Magnoliopsida; Rosales; Rosaceae
Exons: 6
Coding region: 92-1330 (412 amino acids)
Source: RefSeq, a predicted model, not a curated record